Molecule: messenger RNA, 6494 nt
Organism: Dermacentor andersoni
Lineage: Eukaryota; Metazoa; Arthropoda; Arachnida; Ixodida; Ixodidae
Product: fatty acid synthase-like
Biological process (GO): fatty acid biosynthetic process
Molecular function (GO): oxidoreductase activity; fatty acid synthase activity
Source: RefSeq, a predicted model, not a curated record
AUGACGAAAGAGGACAUUAUCAUCACCGGCAUCUCCGGAAGAUACCCGCAAGCAGACAGCUUUUCGGAGUUCAAGGAGAAGCUCUUCGGGGGCGUUGACCUUAUCACGGACGACGAGGCUCGCUGGCCACGAGGUUUCCUCGGAUUGCCCGAGAGAAUGGGAACCAUCAAAGACUUGUCGCGCUUCGACGCAAGCUUCUUCGGAGUGCCACCUAAGCAAGUGCAGGUCAUGGACCCUCAGCUGCGUCUUCUUAUAGAAUGUUCGUACGAAGCCAUCGUAGAUGCCGGCUACGAUCCGGCGACGUUGCGAGGACGCAAGAUCGGCGUCUUCGUAGGCUGCGGACUAUCCGAGACGUGGAGUGUGUUUGGCAGUGACUCGGCCACGAUCGACGGCUACAUUGUGACCGGAGCAGCGCUGCAUAUGUUCUCGAACCGGGUCUCCUACUGCCUCGACUUUUGCGGACCAAGCUUGACGAUCGACACGUCAUCCUCCUCGACCAUGGCAGCAUUGAACCUAGCACUGCAGUCGCUUCGCUGUGGUGAAUGCGAGGCGGCCAUUGUUGGGGGCUCCCAUAUCACGCUCAAUCCGCUCACCACACUGAGUGAGUUCCGAUUUGGCAUGCUGGCACGAGAUGGAAAAAGCAAAACAUUCAACGCCAACGCGGACGGCUAUGCGAGAAGCGAAACCAUAGGGGCCAUGUUUCUUCAGCCGGCUUCGAAAGCACUGAGGUUCUAUGCCAAGUUGAUUAACAUCAGGGGCAACGCAGACGGCUACAAGGUUGAAGGGAUCACAGUUCCGUCGAGCAGGAGGCAGGAGGAGCUGCUUCGCGAAGUGUACGCCGGCGCCAACGUCGACCCACUGAAGGUCACCUACGUCGAAACCCACGGCACCGGAACUAAGACGGGAGACCCUCAGGAGCUGGCGGCGCUCAGCAGAUUCUUCUGUGUUCCGGAGCGGAAGAGGCCCCUAAAAAUUGGCGCGGUCAAGAGCAACGCGGGCCAUGCGGAAACCGCCUCCUCAAUCAACACGAUUUCCAAGGUGAUUAUCCUCAUGGAGACAGGAAUGAUCCCGCCAAACUUGCACUUCGAGGAUCCUAACCCUAUCAUUCCGUGCCUUCACGACGGAAGCAUCGAGGUGAUCUCCAAGCUGACGCCCUUCGAUGGUGGUCUGGUUGGCAUCAACGCGUUCGGAUUCGGUGGGACCAACGUUCACGCCAUUCUGGAGUCAAACCCGGGACCACAGGUGGACACCGUGCCCCGGGAAAAGCCUGAGCUGCCCAGGCUUGUUCUCAUGGCUGGAAGGAGUGAAGAGUCGUUGAGAGUGGGUGUCACUCGUACUCAGGUCUUGUGGUCUAAAACUCUGGACAGGCUCGAAGCCGACGGACCCUACCCCGAUUCCGCAUACGCCCUCUUGAACCGAGUAGGGCAGCCCGGCGUAAAGCAGUUCCCGUUCCGUGGCUACGCCUUGAUUCCCGUGGACGGCUCACAGGAGACCGUCAUCAAGGUCGUCGAGAAGGUCCUCCCAGCGAAGAGACCGCUGUGGUUUGUAUUCACCGGCAUGGGCUGCCAGUGGAAUGGCAUGGCAAGGCAGAUGAUGCAGUUCGACGUGUUCGCCCGCUCCAUCCAGACAUCGCACGACCUGCUGGCGAGGAACUUCGGCCUCGACCUCAUCGACCUGGUGACAAGCGUGGAACCACGCGGCCCGGAAACCGUGGCGAAUGUCCUUGUUUCUAUCACAGCAAUUCAGGUGGCGCUCGUCGACGUCAUUUACGCUCUCGGACUUCGACCCGACGGAAUCGUGGGUCACUCACUGGGAGAGAUCGCCAGUGGGUACGCUGACGGGGGCCUCACCGCUGAGCAGGCCGUGCUGUGCGCGUACUGGCGCGGCCGAUGCACCGAUGUAGGAAAUCUCCCGAGAGGAGCCAUGGCCGCUGUAGGGUUGACAUGGGAAGAAGCGAAAAGGCGUCGCCGCAACGGUGUGGAAGCUGCCUGCCACAACGCCGAGGAUUGCGUUACUGUGUCCGGACCGGAGGACGCCAUUUUCGACCUGGUGAAGGAGCUACAACAAGAAAAAUUGUUCGCUCGCGUUGUGAAUACCAUGAAUGUGGCCUUCCAUAGCACUCAGAUGCGGCGCGUAGGAGCUGCGCUGCUCAAAGAAUACAAACAGGUUGUGCUGGAGCCAAAGCCCCGAGGAAAGAAUUGGGUGAGCUCCUCCGUUCCCGAGAGCCGCUGGACGGAGCCCAUCGCUCAGCACUGCUCGGCCGAGUAUUUCGUCAACAACCUCGUCUCACCCGUGCUCUUCUGCGAGGCCCUGCGGCACGUGCCUAGAGACGCCAUUGUGGUGGAGAUUGCGCCUCAUUGCCUUCUGCUGUCGGUUCUACGCCGUACACUGGGCUCUGGCGCCUCCUGCGUCGGCCUCAUGAAGAGAGGCACGGACAACCACUCCUUCUUCUUGGGUUCCCUGGGCAAGCUCCACACUCUGGGAGUGCAGAUGGACCCAUCCUCACUCUACCCGCCCGUCCCGUGGCCAGUGCCCCGCGGCACGCCGAAUAUUGGCCACCUGGUCAGUUGGGACCACACACAGCAGUGGGCCGUCGCAUCGUGGAAAGACGUUCCAUCCCUUGUAGAGGGAAAGGAUGAUAUUGUGAGCAUUGACAUCAGCGGAAACGAGGACGAGGCCUACCUGGCGGGGCAUCGGCUCUGUGGCGAGGCGACAUUCCCUGUUGGUGGCCACCUGGUGCUCGCGUGGAAGUCUUUGAGUAGGCGUCGCGGCAAAGUUAUCGAGGAGGUGCCCGUCAUCUUCGAACAUGUCAAACUGCAUAAGAACGUCGUCCUGCCUGAUGCGGGUACCCUGCGCCUUGUCGUGACCAUCAUGUACUGCUCCGGCGAGUUCGAGGUGUGCGAAGAAGGCGGCGCGGUGGCGGCAAGCGGUUCCAUUCGCGUUGCCGAAGGUGCGUCCUCGGCGAUCGACACGGAGCUGCCGGUGACCUGUGCCGAGAGCACAGCCUACGAGCUAGACGCUGAGGACAUAUACAAGGAGCUCGCCGUGCGCGGUUACGACUACCAAGGAGCUUUCCGAGGCAUCAUGAAGGCUGACAUACAAGAGCCGCGCGGAAAGCUGCAGUGGAAGGAGAACUGGGUGACCUUCGUCGACAGCAUGAUCCAGUACAUCAUGUUCAAAAGCCCUGUUCGAGUACUCCGCAUGCCUACGAGUAUUGAAUUUUGCCGCUUCGACCCCUACGUUCACGCUGAAGUUAUCAAGAAGGCCGGUGACACAGGUGUGGAAGUCAUCUGCAAUAAUAUAACAGAUACUUGCCGUGCUGGUGGUGCCGUCAUACGAGGUCUAAAGACCAACACGAUCAACAGCGGGGCCGACCAACAGACACCGCUCGUCGAAGAGUAUCGCUUCGUGCCAUACCUGGACAACAAAGAAAGCAAGGACAACAGAGAGUCUCUCACGCGUGAAUACGUUGAAGUCUGCUGCAACGUUGCAAGGCAAGCCCUCAAAAACUUCUGCGAGAGCAACUCCUUUCUUGGUGACGCUUUGAGCGCCGUCCGUAACGUUCCCGAGCACGUUGUAAGCCAGUAUCUUAACGAUUUCGAUAAGAAUCAUGCCCUCCUGCGUUUUCUUAACACUAUCCGUAAGCAAGAAGAUUGCAAUGACAGUUCCGUUGCAGCAUAUAUCAAGUCAGCUCUGCCUGCACACAAGGAAGACUUAGAAAAUGAUGUACUCAACACCGCUCUUUUGGAGGAAGAUCCUCUCAGAUUCCUUCUUGACACCGUGGUCGAAAACACCAACCCGAAGAAGCUCCGAGUACUGGAAUUUGCUACUCAAGGCAGCGACUGCCUGCUGGUCUCCUGGGUGGCGACGUACCUUUCCAAGUUCAAUUUGUUGCCCACUAUCGAAUACACAGUAGCACAUUCGUCUCCAGAGAGACUGUCAGGAAAGAUCCCUCAAGGUACCACAGUAGUGUCAUUGGGUUCGGCAGCAUCCAGGAAGAAGCUUCCUGAAGUGGACUUGAUUGUGACCCGAAGCGCCACGUGGUCCUCUGGAGAAACCAAGAACCUCGCCGAUGAAGUGUCUUCGAUUUGCAGAGAAAACGGUUUCGUUCUGCUUGCCCAACGCACAGCACUGACACCCGCGGAAUCGCUGCUCGGUAAAGUUGGGGGCGUCGAAUUUCAAGUGGCGCCCGCCGACGAGGUGGAAGCACAGUUUUUGAAGCAUGGACUACGCCUCGUGGCUUUCAAGUCGAAUAACGUGUCUGCCCUCUAUCUGUUCAGGAAGCGUUCCGUGCCCAUCGAAGAGGCGAAGCAGGAAAUAUUCCAGGUUAACAGCAAACGUAGUGACUUGGUCGAUUUUGUAAAGAAGAAGGUCCUUGACUACGAGUGGAAGCCGCAAGGAGAGAACAUGUGGCUACUCGCGGAGGAGGCUGGAGCAAGCGGCAUUGUCGGUUUGACGAACUGCCUCCGGUACGAGUCCGGUGGGAGUCACAUCAGAUGCGUGUUCGAUGCUGGUUCCACCGAGAUGAAUGCUGUGGCUGACUUCGAGCCGGGAAAUCCCAAAUACCGGCACGUGGUAGAAAAGGACCUCGUCAUGAACGUUUACCGCAAUGGGCAGUGGGGCUCCCACCGGCAUGUCGUCGCAAAAUCAUGCAACUUGGAAAAUGCGGAGUCCAUUCUCGGACAGGAGUUUUCUGGGACGGACCAAACAGGGCGUCGCGUCAUGGGCCUCGUGUCAAGCCAGGCGUUGGCCACCGUGGUUGCGGCAGACCCCGACCUUCUGUGGGAAGUUCCUGAUGCGUGGACUCUGACGGAAGCGUCAACCGUUCCUUUGUGUUACUCAACCGCUUACUACGCCCUGUUGGUGCGGGGAAACAUGCGGCCAGGCGAGUCUGUGCUCGUCCAAUACGGCAAUGGAUGCGUUGGUCAGGCUGCAAUCGCCAUCGCUCUAUCCAUGGGGUGCACCGUCUUCGCAACUGUCGGUUCCUCAAAAGAGCGGCACUUCAUCAAGAACCGUUUUCCACAGCUUCGAGACAGGCACAUCGUAAACUACAGCAGCCUUUGCUUAGAAGAACACAUCCUCCAACAGACUAAAGAUAAAGGUGUGGACCUCGUGUUCGACACUCUACACAGUGCCAAUAGUAAAGCUAUCGCUCACUGUCUGACAUGGAACGGCCGACACCUUGUUAUUGAUGCCGUUGGCAAAACGUCGCAUCGUCCACGCGAAGAACUGUCCCAGAAGAGCGAUGUCGUCAACAUCAGCGCCGUUCUCACAGAUUCCCUGUCCUUGAAGGGUACCAGGGCAGCGGAGGACAAGCGGCGACUCGCUGUACUAUUGCGUGGAGGAAUCAUAUCGGGCACCGUGAGGCCGCUGCCUGCCACAGUGUUUCCGCGAUCUCAGGUUAUGGACGCAUUCAAGUUGGAAGCCUCCGAAACGAACGCCGGAAAAGUUGUACUCCAGGUGCGACCAGACAAAUUCCAGGAAGCCAAGGACGGCACUCCACCCUUCACGGUAGAAGCCAUCGCCCGCACUUACUUCUACAGACACAAGGCUUACGUCAUCGUCGGAGAAGUGAAUAGCUUCGCUCUAGAGUUUGUGGACUGGAUGGUCAGUCGAGGCUGCAGGAAUCUUCUUCUCACCGCAAGUCAUGGAGCGUUUACGGCUUACCAGCGCCUCUGCCUGCACCGGUGGGAGACAGCCGGCGCCUCGGUAGUCUUCAGCGAAGCCGACGUGUCGACAACGCGCGGUGCUUUGCAGAUUAUCAAGGAAGCCGAAGCUAUGGGACCUAUCGGCGGCAUCUUCAACGUUUCUGUGUGCCACGAAGACAAUUGGAUAGCCGAUCACGCGACUGAGGUGUACCAAACCGACUACAAGACCAAAGCCGAGGGCAUGCGGAAUCUAGACGAGCACUCACGAAACUUGUGCCCGCAUCUAGACCACUUUGUCGUCUUCUCCUCAGUAUGUUCCGGUCGCGGGACUUCGGGGAGGACGCUAUCCGGUUACGUCGACUCGACAUUGGAGCGCUUGUGUGACCGCCGCGUGGCGGACGGGUUUCCCGGAGUGGCCAUCCAAUGGGGCGCCAUCGAUGAGGCUGGCCUCGCCCGCGAAGCCCAGAAUCACCAAGUGGCAUUCGAGGCAACACAGCCCCAGCAUAUAAAGUCUUGCUUCGAGGUCCUGGAGAAGUUCCUGAACGAAAACCACCCCGUAGUCUCCAGCUUGGUCAAGGCUGAAGUCACUUCAAGUUCAGAGAAGAAACCAGACAAGAACCCCCUGGUUGACUCGGUGGCACGAAUUCUCGGCUUUCAAGAUUCGUCGAAGGUGAACUAUAACACCAAUCUCGGCGAGUUGGGUUUAGACUCUGUAAUGGGCGUCCAGGCACUAACAGUCAUCGAGAAACACACCGGCCUGGCUCUGUCCGUGAAAGGAAUACGCAUGCUGACCCUCAAUGGAUUGCGAGAAAUGAGCAAAGAAGGUGUAAAAUAAAGUUCACAUGA